Prinia subflava (tawny-flanked prinia) is the source of this 1542-nucleotide messenger RNA. RefSeq names its product dickkopf WNT signaling pathway inhibitor 1 (gene DKK1). Lineage: Eukaryota; Metazoa; Chordata; Aves; Passeriformes; Cisticolidae. Gene Ontology annotation, cellular component: extracellular region. The transcript is spliced from 4 exons. Gene Ontology annotation, biological process: multicellular organism development; negative regulation of canonical Wnt signaling pathway. Gene Ontology annotation, molecular function: receptor antagonist activity; co-receptor binding. The coding region runs from base 167 to 877 and encodes 236 amino acids. The record is from RefSeq and is a predicted model, not a curated record.
CAGCCCCCCCCCCCGGGAACGCUUUGAAAUCCCAGCCGGCGGGCCCCCCGCCCCGAGGGGCGGGCAGGAGGCAGCCCCGGGGGUAUAAAGGCGGCGGAGGAGCGCAGGAGCCGCUGCUGGCUCGGCGCUGCCGCUCGGGGACACCGCGGGCGCGGGAGGCACAAGGAUGCGGGGGCUGGUGGCGCUGCUGGCGGCGCUGAGCUGCGCGGCCCCGGCGGGGCGGGCGGCGGCUCCCGGGGGUGCCCUCAGCUCCAACGCCAUCAAGGGACCCCCCCCGGGCGGGGCGGCAGAGGCCAGCGCCGCCCCCGCACCCCCCUUCGACGGCAGCAACAAGGCACCGCCGGCCGCCACCCGGCAGCCUUUCCCGUGCGCCGAGGACGAGGACUGCGGCCCCGAGGAGUUCUGUGGGGGCGCGGCCCGCGGCGGGGGUGCCCCGCUAUGUCUGGGCUGCCGUCGGCGCCGCAAGCGCUGCCUGCGCGAUGCCAUGUGCUGCCCGGGCAUGGCCUGCAGCAACGGUCUCUGCACGCCGCUGGAGCCGCCGCACGGAGCGGCCGAGCUAGAGGAGACGGGCACUGAGGCACUGUCCCGACGGACGCCCGCUCCCGCCUGGCUCCCCACUGCCAAAGGAGAGGAGGGCGACUUCUGCCUGCGCUCGUCGGACUGCGCGGCCGGGCUGUGCUGCGCCCGCCACUUCUGGUCCAAGAUCUGCAAGCCGGUGCUGCGGGAGGGGCAGGUGUGCACCCGGCACCGGCGGAAAGGCUCGCACGGCCUGGAGAUCUUCCAGCGCUGCCAGUGCGCCGAGGGGCUGGCGUGCCGCCUGCAGCGAGAGCACGGCCCCGCCGACGCGUCCCGCCUGCACACGUGCCAGCGGCACUGAGCGACGGACGGACGGACGGACGGGCGCGACAGACUCCGGCCCCGCCGGAGCGAAGGUUGUUUCUCAAGGGAACUACUCCUAAAGCGACUUCUUGCAGUACGUUACUGUGUUGUGAAUACUCGAGCUGGCACUUAGCUGUACAUAACGCCGGGACUUUCAGUGACUUUUUAAUGAAAUGUUUUGUGUUUCUCCGAGGGCCCGGCGCCCUUCAAGCCGUGGCUGUGACUUUGUACACACUGGGUUUUUCGUUCCGGCUCGAAGGGAUGCCGCCGUCUUGUGAAUAAAACUCUUUAAUUUCACCCUGCGCUGCCUCCACCCGUGCGGGAGGGAGGAUGUGCCCGGGGGACAGAGGCAGGGGCGGGGGUUCAUCCCCGCAUCCCGCGGGAAACGCGGCUGGGUUGGCGCUGCUCAUCCAGCUGCUUUUUAGGAAUUCCGCGCUCGCCACCGACGCCCUCUGGCUACCAAACCGAGGAGAGGGAGCGCGGCUGGGGCUCUGGGAAAGGCACCUGGCGGCAGAAUCCCCCUCCCUGGUUUUGGGAGGGAGGAGGGAGCCAGGGACCACCGGAGGGGCUGUGCUGGACCAACCAGGGGCGCUGCCGCUCUCCACCGCUCGCUCCUCUCUCCACGCACAAUAAAGAUUCGUUUUCCCCUUCCCUCUGCAGCUC